Messenger RNA from Aspergillus chevalieri, 996 nucleotides. RefSeq lists its product as uncharacterized. The transcript has a single exon. Lineage: Eukaryota; Fungi; Ascomycota; Eurotiomycetes; Eurotiales; Aspergillaceae. Gene Ontology annotation, cellular component: kinesin complex. Gene Ontology annotation, molecular function: protein binding. The record is from RefSeq and is a predicted model, not a curated record. Bases 1 to 996 code for a protein of 331 amino acids.
AUGCAAAACCUCGCAUCAACAUACCGGAAUCAAGGACGAUGGAAGGAGGCAGAAGAGCUGUUUGUGCAGGUGAUGGAAACCCAGAAACAGGUGCUCUGGCCAGAGCAUCCCUCCACUCUGACCAGUAUGCACAACCUCGCAUCAAUAUACUGGGAUCAAGGACGAUGGAAGGAGGCAGAAGAGCUGUUUGUGCAAGUGGUAGAAAUUAAGAAACAGGUGCCGGGGCCAGAGCAUCCUGACACUCUGGCCAGCAUGCACAACCUCGCAUCAACAUACCAGGAUCAAGGACGAUGGAAGGAGGCAGAAGAGCUAAAGGUACAGGUGAUGGAAACCUGGAAACAGGUGCUGGGGCCAGAGCAUCCCUCAACUCUGGCCAGCAUGCACAACCUCGCAUCAACAUACCAGGAUCAAGGACGAUGGAAGGAGGCAGUAGAGCUAAUAGUGCAGGUGAUGGAAACCCGGAAACAGAUGCUCGGGCCAGAGCAUCCCUCCACUCUGGCCAGCAUGCACAACCUCGCAUCAACAUACCGGUAUCAAGGACAAUGGAAGGAGGCAGAAGAGCUGUUUGUGCAAGUGAUAGAGACUGAGAAACAGGUGCCGGGGCCAGAGCAUCCUGAUACACUGACCAGCAUGGCCAACCUCGCAUUGACAUACUGUAAUCAAGGACGAUGGAAGGAGGCAGAAGAGCUGGAGGUGCAGGUGAUGAGGAUCUAUGAACAGGUGCUGGGGCCAGAGCAUCCCUCAACUCUGGCCAGCAUGCACAACCUUGCAUCAACAUACCAGAGUCAAGGACGGUGGAAGGAGGCGGAAGAGCUAGAGGUGCAGCUGAUGGAAACCUGGAAACAGGUGCUGGGGCCAGAGCAUCCCUUCACUCUGGCCAGCAUGCACAACCUCGCAUCAACAUACCGGGAUCAAGGACGAUGGAAGGAGGCAGAAGAGCUGUUCAUGCAAGUGAUAGAGACUGAGAAACAGGUGCUGGGGCCAGAGCACCCUUGA